This is a messenger RNA of Athene cunicularia (burrowing owl), 7639 nucleotides long. It is a transcript of the gene ABCC2, whose product is annotated as ATP binding cassette subfamily C member 2. NCBI's taxonomy places the organism in Eukaryota, Metazoa, Chordata, Aves, Strigiformes, Strigidae. Gene Ontology annotation, biological process: transmembrane transport. Gene Ontology annotation, cellular component: apical plasma membrane. Gene Ontology annotation, molecular function: ATP binding; ATP hydrolysis activity; ABC-type transporter activity. The record is from RefSeq and is a predicted model, not a curated record. The transcript is spliced from 32 exons. Bases 1881 to 6539 code for a protein of 1552 amino acids.
AAACUCACAUGGGGAUAUAGCAUAACAAAGCAGAGAAUCAAACCCUUCAGAAACAGAGAUGAGCAGUGAGGGCUGGACUAAUUUGUAGAUUGCCUUGCAGAAGUAUGUCCUGGGCCAGACUCUGUGAGGCUGGCGUGAAAGAAUGCCUGAUUUUGAAAAGUUAUAAGAUGGUGGACAACAGAUGGGUGUAGGCAGAGGAGCACGGGGAAAUGGUGUGGUAUUGUUGGCCAAAGAGUUCUUACUGCUUUGGUUAGCUUGGUCCAAGUGAAUAUUUUUUGGAUAUUGUGGUGAAGGAAGCUUUAUGGAAGGAGCUGAAGGACAGUGAGGUGGCUUUGUGGGUUUUUAGGAGGAACAUGCCACAGGUGUGUGGGUAAAGAAAAUGGGGGUGUGCUUGCUCUGAACACUGACAUCCUGUGCUGAGCAAAGCACUUCAACUCUGAGACCAAAGGCAGGCUGAGGAGGAGCUGUGACGUACUGAAAGCCAAGACAAAUGAUGGGACAGAGCGUUGAAUAGGAAGGUGUCACAGGCAAGUGGUACCCUUGGCACCAGCACUCCAGGGGGUAUAAACAAGGCCAGAGGACACCUGUGCCAGUGAGCAGAAAGAAGAAUCACAUGAGCACUCUGGAUGGAGAUGGGAUAAGGGAGUGACUGCUCCAUUCACUAUUUUUUUAUCCAUUGCAUCAGAUUGCUGCUCUCAUCAGCAGUGUAUUUGUUCUGGAUCAGAGGACUUAGAACUAAGGGUAGCUUUAUUUACAAAAACAAGUAUAUUUAAUCAAACAAGCCAGUAAUAAUUAACUAAUGAGUCGGACAUUGAACUUUUCUUUGGUAUUGAUGGUGAUGUUCAUGAGCAAUUACUCAUGUAUCACCCUUGACUUCUGAGUUAUUUACUAACUCCAUGAACAAUGAGAUGACAGAAUCCUUGUAGUCACUCUACUGUCCCCUUUUACCUACUGCUCCCCAAGACAUGCAUGUGAUAAAGCAAAUUCAAUUCCAGCCUUACAGUAGCACCAUCCCCACCUGCCCCCACAGCUCCACCUUUCUAAGCAGCAAGGUGAUGAUUUAGUAGCAGUCACCCUCCUCAGGAAUGGUCCUCUGGCUGUCUCAGAUGUUGAAGGCUGCCUUUGAAAUAAGAUUCAAAGUCUCUUUGAGUUUAGUGGUCAGCCAGCUGCAAUAACAUGCAGGCAAUGCAGAGAUGUGGGAAAGGAAGAAGCAAAAGGAAGAGCUGGGAAAGUCUCCAAACUCUGCAAGUCAGAAGUUGGUAAAUGGAACCCAUAUCCUGGGGAUUCAGAAAGACCACUGCAGCGUGCAGCCAGCUCAGCUGCCAGAUGCUGCAAGUUCCAAGGCCUGGAGUGCUGCUGGUGUCCUGGGCCUCCUUACUGGGUGGUGCACGAGAAAAGGUACUGUUGUCUUUGAUUCCUGAGGGAACAAGCAGCCUUUGCUGAACUUUUUGGUGGCAUUCAGCAGGCUUGUUCUGUCAGGAGAGGUCUGCUGCACCAAAGCAGUGUCUUUAGUGGGUCCACAUGAACUUGUGUCUGUAGGUGUGCAGUGAGGAAGGCUGUGGUUUCUGAGCAAUGGCUGUGGUGUCCUGCAGUGACUGUGACAGUGGCUUCUCUGCAUCUCCCUUUUGAUCCCUUUCUUGGGUCUUCCUCUUCUCCCUUCCCCAGAGCCCAUGCAAUUUGUGAAGUCCUUUUGGUCACUACUUUGGCUUGUGGUGUUGUGCAAUAGCACCAAGUUAACAAUUAACUACUACAUGUCAUCAGGGAUUUUGUCCCAGCACCACUUGAGGGUGUGUGGGGACUUUUAUCCCAAGCAUCCACCCAGGACUCUCACAGCCAGGCAGAGCGAGGGGAAGGAUCCACCAUCUCUUCUCCCCUGAGCCAUGUCAGCAGCCCUGGAGGAGUUCUGUGGUUCCAUCUUUUGGAAUGCCUCCUACCUCAGUCGUCCGGAUGCUGACCUACCUGUGUGCUUCCAGCAGACUGUGCUGGUCUGGGUCCCCCUUGGCUUCUUCUGGAUUUUAGCUCCAUGGCAGCUCCUGCCCAUGUGCAAAUCCAGAGCCAAGAAAUCAUCUGUGACCAAACUCUACAUCAUCAAACAGGUGCUGGCUACCUUGCUGAUGCUGACAGCAGUGGCAGAGUUGGCCCUGGCAUUUGUAGAGGACACAGAGCAGGACCCCCUGCCAGCUGUCCAGUACACAAAUCCCAGCCUGUACAUCGCUACCUGGCUCCUGGUCCUGCUGAUCCACGAUGCACGACGCUUCUGCUUGUGCAGAGACUCAGGGAUACUUUUCUGCUUCUGGACGCUGUCCCUGCUCUGUGGGAUAUUGCCAUUUCAGUCACUCCUCCGGAGAGCCCUGCAGGCACCAAUCUCUGAUGUGCCACGGUUUGUCUUGUUCUUCAUUUCCUACGGGCUCCAGCUGCUGCUCUUCCUUGUCUCAGGCUUCUCAGACAUCGCCCCAGAAACAAAGGAAAUCACGAAGAAGAACCCAGAGGUGACAGCCUCCUUCCUGAGCUCCAUCACCUUCGAAUGGUACACCAGCAUGGUUUUCAAGGGCUAUCGCAAACCCUUGGAGAUAGAGGAUAUCUGGGAAUUGAAAGGUAAAGACAAGAUACAGGCUAUUUACACUGUUUGGGAGAAGAACAUGAAGACUGCAGUGAGAAAGGCCCAAGCAGAACUGGAGAAACGGAAACGCAAGAAAAGACGCCAGAAAACUGACCCAGACCAUGGGAACAACAUGAGCAAAGCCCAGAGCCAAGACAUCCUGGUGCUGGAGGAGAAACAGCCAAAGAGGAAGAAGAAGGGGGACAAAGGGGACUCUGGCCCUCGCAAGGAUUUGCCCAGGGGCUGGUUGGUGAAAACUCUGUGCAAGACAUUCUGGCAGAACCUCCUGCUAUCGGUGGCUUUCAAGCUGGUGCAUGAUGGACUUGUGUUUGUCAGCCCCCAGCUGCUGAAGCUGCUGAUCGCCUUUGUGUCAGAUGAGGAGUCCUUUGCCUGGCAAGGCUAUCUGUACACCAUCCUGCUCUUCCUGACGGCACUGAUCCAGUCCCUCUGCCUGCAACAGUACUUCAGCUUGUGCUUCCAGCUUGGUAUAAAAGUGCGUGCGAGUCUCAUCGCUGCCAUCUACAAGAAGGCACUCACUAUGUCCAGUGCCACCCGCAAGGAGUCCACUGUGGGGGAGACUGUGAAUCUGAUGUCAGCUGAUGCCCAGAGGUUCAUGGACAUGGCCAACUUCAUUCACCAGCUGUGGUCAUCCCCCCUGCAAAUUAUCCUGUCCAUCGUCUUCCUCUGGGGAGAGCUGGGCCCCUCUGUCCUGGCUGGCAUUGCAGUCAUGGUGCUGCUGAUCCCCAUAAAUGCGUUCCUGGUUGCCAAGUCCAAAACCAUCCAGGUGAGGAAUAUGAAGAACAAGGAUGAACGCAUGAAAAUAAUGAGUGAAAUCCUCAAUGGAAUCAAGAUCCUGAAGCUUUUUGCCUGGGAACCCUCAUUUGAGAAGCGAGUCAAUGAGAUCCGGGCACGUGAGCUCAAGGACUUGGUGAACUUCAGUUAUCUGCAGUCAAUCUCUAUCUUUGUGUUCAUGUGUGCCCCCUUUCUGGUCUCCUUGGCCAGCUUUGCUGUCUACGUGCUGGUGGAUGAGAACAACAUCCUGGAUGCACAGAAGGCCUUUACUGCCAUCUCCCUUUUCAAUGUGCUGCGCUUCCCCAUGGCCAUGCUGCCCUUGGUCCUCUCUUCCCUGGUGCAGACCAAUGUGUCAACUGUGAGGCUGGAGCGCUACCUGGGUGGAGAUGAUCUGGACUCCUCAGCUAUCCACCACAACCCCAUUGCAGGCAGUGCUGUGCUUUUCUCGGAGGCCACCUUUGCCUGGGAGCAGGACGGCAAUGCUGCGAUAAGAGAUGUUACCCUGGACAUCGCACCUGGGAGCCUGGUGGCGGUAGUGGGGGCUGUGGGCUCAGGAAAAUCUUCACUGGUGUCAGCCAUGCUCGGGGAGAUGGAGAACAUCAAGGGACACAUCAACAUCCAGGGCUCCCUGGCCUAUGUCCCCCAACAGGCCUGGAUCCAGAAUGCCACACUGAAAGACAACAUCCUUUUUGGGUCAGAACUGGAUGAAGCCAGGUAUCAGCAGGUCAUCAAAGCCUGUGCCCUCCUUCCAGACCUGGAAUUGCUGCCUGCAGGUGACCAGACAGAGAUUGGAGAGAAGGGCAUUAAUCUGAGCGGAGGCCAGAAGCAGAGAGUCAGCCUGGCCCGGGCAGUGUACAGCAACGCAGACAUCUACGUCCUGGAUGACCCAUUGUCUGCUGUAGAUGCUCACGUUGGCAAGUACCUCUUCAAGCAUGUGCUGGGGCCUAAAGGGCUGCUGCAAAAGAAGACACGGAUCUUGGUGACGCACAGUAUCAGUUUCCUGCCCCAGGUUGAUAACAUCGUGGUGCUAGUGGCAGGAGCAGUGUCUGAGCAUGGCUCCUACAGCACCCUACUUGCAAACAGGGGGGCCUUUGCCCAGUUCCUGAACUUGUAUGGCAGCCAGGAGGAGGAUGCUUCAGACAAAAAUACCACAGCUGUUGCUUUACCUGGGGAUGAAGAGCAGGAUGAUGAAGACAUUGAGCCUAUUGUGGAGGAGAGCCUUGAUGAUGUGGUGACCAUGACCCUGAAGCGAGAGGCCAGCAUUCGUCAAAGAGAGUUCAGUCGCAGCCUUAGUAAAAGCAGCACAAAUUCCUGGAAGAAGGCCCAGGAAGAGUCCCACAAGAAGCUGAAGGGAGAGCAACUGAUUGAGAAAGAAGCUGUGGAAACUGGCAAGGUGAAGUUCUCCAUGUACCUGCGGUACCUGCAUGCUGUUGGCUUGUGUUAUUCUUUCUGGGUUGCCAUGGGCUAUGUUGGACAGUAUGCUGCCUUUGUGGGGACCAACCUGUGGCUCAGCGCCUGGACUGACGAUGCGGAGCGCUAUCUGAACCAGACCUAUCCCGUGGAGCAGCGAGACCUGCGGAUUGGUGUCUUUGGGGCUCUGGGGUUGUUACAAGCUCUCUUCCUGCUCUUUGCCACCCUCCUGUCUGCUCGUGGUGCCAUGCGAGCCUCCCGGGUUAUGCAUCAACAACUGCUCAGCAACAUCCUGCGUGUGCCCAUGAGCUUUUUUGACACAACCCCAACUGGCCGUAUUGUGAAUAGGUUUGCCAAGGACAUCUUCACAAUAGAUGAGACCAUUCCCAUGUCCUUCCGCAGCUGGCUCUCCUGUUUCAUGGCCAUCAUUAGCACAUUGCUCAUGAUCUCCCUGGCUACCCCAUUCUUUGCUCUCAUUAUCAUUCCCUUGAGCAUCUUCUACUAUUUUGUGCUGCGCUUCUAUGUCUCCACAUCACGCCAGCUACGGCGUCUGGACUCAGUCACCAGGUCUCCUAUCUACUCCCACUUUGGUGAGACAGUGUCAGGUCUUUCUGUGAUCCGGGCCUAUGGACACCAACAAAGGUUCCUGAAGCAAAAUGAGAGCACCAUGGACAUAAAUCAGAAAAGUGUUCACUCCUGGAUAGUCUCAAACAGGUGGCUGGCCAUCCGUCUGGAGUUCGUUGGGAGCCUGGUGGUCGUCUUCUCUGCGCUUCUAGCAGUGAUUUCAAAGGGCACUUUGGAGGGCGGCAUCGUUGGUCUUUCUGUCUCCUCUGCCCUCAAUGUGACCCAGACACUGAAUUGGCUGGUGCGGAUGUCUUCAGAGCUGGAGACGAACAUUGUGGCUGUGGAGCGGGUACAUGAGUACACGAAGGUGAAGAAUGAGGCUCCGUGGGUGACAGAAAAGCGUCCACCCCGUGGCUGGCCCAGCAAAGGAGAGAUCCAGUUCGUCGACUAUAAAGUUCGUUACCGACCUGAACUGGAGCUGGUUCUUCAGGGGAUCUCCUGCAAUAUUGCGGGCACUGAGAAGGUUGGGGUUGUGGGCCGGACAGGGGCUGGAAAAUCUUCCCUCACCAACUGCCUCUUCCGGGUGCUGGAGGCUGCUGGAGGGUCCAUCAUCAUUGAUGAUGUGGAUAUAGCGACUAUCGGCCUCCAUGACCUGCGGCAGAACCUCACCAUCAUCCCGCAGGACCCCGUGCUCUUUACUGGCACCCUGAGAAUGAACCUGGACCCCUUUGACCAGUACACAGACGAGGAGGUCUGGAAGGCCCUCGAGCUGGCCCACCUGAAGACAUACGUGCAAGACCUUCCUGAGGGGCUGCUGCAUCUUGUGAGCGAGGGAGGGGAGAACCUGAGUGUUGGGCAGAGGCAGCUGGUGUGCCUGGCCCGGGCUGUUCUCCGCAAAGCCAAGAUCCUCAUCCUGGAUGAAGCAACAGCAGCUGUAGAUCUGGAAACAGAUAAUUUAAUCCAGACAACAAUCCGGAGCAAGUUUGCUGACUGCACUGUCCUCACCAUCGCCCACCGCCUCCACACCAUCAUGGACAGCAACAGGGUGAUGGUGCUCCAGGCUGGGAGGAUUGUGGAAUACGACAGCCCUGAGGAGCUGCUCAAGAAGCAGGGCACCUUCUCUGCCAUGGCAAAGGACGCUGGCAUCGUGAAUACAGAAACCACCACACUGUAGGUGGAGCAGAGCAGCGUGCAGGUGUGUGCACAGGCACCUCCCUCCCACUGGCACUCACCAAGCAGGCACCGGCAUCUCCCUGCAGCCAGGCUGCCCAGGAAUUUGUGUCUCUGCAGCCAGGAAGAGGAGAGGGUGGCUUCUCUGGCUGUCAGGGACCGAGGAUCUAGACUUGAGUGAGCUGUUAACCCUGUUACUACGCCCUGCCUGCUGUGAACACAAGGGUCUGAAACUGCUAAUUUAUUCCAGCAUAGAGGGGAAAAGUUAUCAACCAGGCAGGGAGACCAUUACCCCCUUAGGGGGUCUUAAGUUUUUGUAUAAAGUUUUGUUCACCUUGUCAGGGGAACCUAGCUGAGAGAUGCCUUAGCACUAUGGAAUGAAAUUUACAGUUUAAUCUGAGUGAAUGUUAUAAUUUAUUUACUUUUUGUAACUGUUUCUAAUCUUCCAACUAAAAAUCUGACUUUAAGACAUGCUAAAUCAGCCUUGAUUUAGCUUUAAACCUGGUUAGUGUUGGGGGAAGCUGGUAACACAUGGUAUGCAGACACACAUAGGCACAGAGUCCAAAUGGAAUGGCACAGCCAUACCCAGACAUGAUCACUACUCUUUGGCUGUGGAGGUGGAGCCAAGGCCUUCCCGUCUUCCCUACUGCUCCUUUGGGUUGUAGUGCAAACACACGAGGCAGUCCCUGGGGCUACCCUAACCGGUAGUGGGACAGCUUUUGGGCUGUGGCUCCAGACUACAAACCUGAUUGUGGUGGAGUCAAGCUGGAGAGGUGCAGGCACACGUGCCUGCUACACUGACAUGCACACACACAAAAUAGGGUGGUUACUGUUCACAAACUCUUCUUUGUUCCUGGGCAUGGAAGCUAGGAGCUGCAGCCCUGACCCUGGCUGCUGGGUCACAAUGCACACUGCCUACCCCUCACAGCUGGGCAGACCCCCUCACCCCAGCGUGGUGGUGGGAGGGACACAAGCCCCCCACAGCCCCAGCAAGAGGAAAAGACUGGUGCAAUCACUUCAUCUUAAUGAAGAACUUUCUUGUGAGGGUUUCUGAGUGCCUGAGCUGCAGCUGGCUCAAACACCAAGGCAGAAGCAUGCAGGACC